GCUCCUUGCACAGAAUUCAAGUCUCGUGCUCUCCACGUUAAGUUUUGGACUGGGUAACGAAACAAAAUUAAGAACUAACAUAAGAAAUGGGGAAAAAGAAAUGUUCCGGUGGAGGUAGCGCUUUAGGCAGAACGCUGGUAAAGCACAAGAAUCUAACAAGCUUGAGUCACCGGAAGACGGGAUCCUGGCUCCAUACAAGCGAACUUAAUGAUGGCUAUGAUUGGGGUCGACUCAACUUGCAAUCUGUCACAGAACAGAGCUCCAUGGAUGAGUUUCUGGCCACAGCAGAAUUAGCCGGAACUGAGUUUGUUGCAGAGAAACUCAAUAUUAAGUUUGUGCCUGCGGAAAACAGGAGUGGCCUUCUAACAACAGAGGAAAUGAAAAGGAUCCAUACACUUCAGGAGGAGAAUAAACACUUCUUAAGAAUACCACGGAGGCCUUACUGGGACCAGAGUACUAGUGCAGAAGCGCUGGAGAUAUCAGAGAGAGAGUCUUUUCUUGAAUGGAGACGAUCACUUGCACAGCUUGAAGAACAACAGAAACUAAUACUUACCCCUUUUGAGCGCAACCUGGAUUUUUGGCGGCAGCUUUGGAGAGUCAUUGAAAAAAGUGAUGUUGUGGUUCAGAUUGUUGAUGCUCGAAAUCCUCUGCUUUUUCGAUGCCAGGAUUUGGAAAGCUAUGUCAAAGAAGUGUCAGUGCAUAAAGAAAACAUGUUGCUAAUAAACAAAGCCGACCUAUUAACUCAAGUUCAACGCAGAGCCUGGGCACGUUACUUUGAAAAGGAAGGGAUCCGAGCUGUAUUUUGGUCCGCACUAGCUGAAGCAAAGCGACUGGAGGAUGAAGAGAAAGAAGAAGAAUUGGAAGUAACUGUAAAGCAGCAAACUGAUUCCAAGACAGACACCUCUGAAGAUGACGACCAAGAUAAUAUUGCUCAAAUUGAGAAUGACCAAGAAAGUCUGACAAAAACUAAUAGUAUUGCAAAGGUGUGCCAAGAUGAGGAGCAGGAGGACAGUGACCAAGGCAAUGAAAUUUAUGAGGACUGUGAAGAUGAGGAUGAAUGGAAGACAUGUUCUGAAGAUGAGAAUUCUGAAGGCUCAGAGUUCUGUGAUGCUAAUGAUUUUUCUUGCAAAAAAACAAUUAAGAAUUCUAGUCAUCUGCUUCACAAAGACGAGCUUUUAAAAGUGUUCAGAGCUGCUCAUUCUGGUCCUUGUGUUAAAGAGGGACAGAUUACAGUGGGCCUGGUGGGUUACCCGAAUGUUGGAAAAAGUUCCACUAUCAAUACAAUUCUACGAAACAAGAAAGUUUCUGUAUCAGCUACUCCAGGACACACAAAACACUUUCAGACACUGUUUGUGGAGCCUGGUUUAUGUCUCUGUGACUGUCCUGGACUGGUGAUGCCAUCUUUUGUGUCCACAAAAGCUGAAAUGAUCUGCAGUGGGAUCCUGCCCAUAGACCAAAUAAGAGAUCAUGUACCACCCAUAUCUUUGAUUUGUCAGCAUAUUCCUCGGCAUGUCCUAGAAGCAACCUACGGUAUUAAGAUAGUUCAUCCUAGAGAAGAUGAAGACCCAGAUCGACCACCAACAGCUGAGGAAUUACUUGCAGCUUAUGGGUAUAUGAGAGGUUUUAUGACAGCACAUGGACAACCGGACCAGCCCAGAUCAGCACGCUAUAUCCUGAAGGAUUAUGUUAAUGGUAAACUGCUGUACUGCUAUCCACCACCUCACAUAGAUCCAGCAGAUUUUCAACCCACACACAACAGAAUUGAGAAAGAGCUGACUUGUGCAGACAGUGGUUACACGAUUGCACAGAACAAGACAAAACCAAUCAACAGAAUUGAGAAUCCUGUAGACAAGAACUUUUUCAGUCAGGAUAAUGUUCGGGCCCUCACUAGAGGUGUUCAGUCAGUAAUGGGCUACCAUCCAGGAGGUCUCUCCAGCUCAACAGCAGCAAACACAACAGAAAACAUCUUGGGUAAACCCUGGAAAAAGCAUGGGAACAGGAACAAAAAAGAGAAGACUCGAAGGCUUAACAAACAUUUGGAUGCAUAGUCUUCAUGUGUUGGAAUCUAAUGUUUCAGAGUUAUGACCAGUAUUGAACAUCUGUAAAUUUUAUAUAUCUUGUACUUUGGACAUGGGUGCACAUAUUCUUUGCACAUUUUUAAUCUAAUUCUACUAUUAGCAUUAUUUAACUUCGAUAAUAAGGGAAAAUACAAUUUUUGGUACUACUUUGUAUCCCUUUACCAGGCAAGCAUAUAACAUGUUGAAAAGGAACAAAAAUAUUUAUUACUAAAUUGCAAACCAAAAUUACGUAUUCAAGUCACAACUGCAAUUUCAAGUAUUGUUGGGAAGACACAUUCUGUUUUCCCUUUUCUGUGAUAGAGAAUCACUUUUAAAUUAAAACUGUUCAAUAUUAUGGUAUUUAGAAAUGUAAGCAGCAAAUUACAUUUUUGAAGCAUCUCAUAAAGCCUUAAUCUGAGAAUGUGGUGGGUUUGGAGUUGUCAAUAGUCAAGCCAGUGGUACUUCUGUUAAACCAUGCCUGAUCGCAAAGCUUGAAAUUCUUACUGUAUAUUCAUCAUCUGCUUUUAAUGCAGCAAUCAUUACUUUACGUUUGGGAAGUAGAGAGCAUUGUUUUCAUAUUGCAUAUGUUUAUAUGGCUGAGUACAUUGUAAUAAAUUCAGUAUAAAAAAUUGCAGUAAUAAUUGAGUACAUUUUAUAACAAAAUCAGUCUUAAUUCUGAUCCAAUGUAAAUUAAAUAAAUAAAGAGUACUUUCUUAAUUUUACAGUUAGGGUCACCUUUAGUUUCUUACUGAAAUCAUUACACUCGCAUUAUUCCAUUUGCAUCAAGUCUUUAACUGUGAACAGGUUGCCACAAACUUCUGUUAAAUUAACUUUACUGUUUCAAGCUUAACAGGAGUAUAAUUUUUAAUGUCUAAUAGCUUUUGAGUUAAAUGUGUUACUGAAGCAGAAAACGAUCUCUUUCUACAGUUCAUCACAAGUAGCAAAACUUCAAUUUUUAUGAUGCUCUGAAAAUAAACACUUAGGCAUUGCAGGUCAUAUCUGAAAGCUAUCAGCUCAUAGUUGUUAUAAAUAGUACGUCUGCAGGAUUGUCAGGAUUUCAUUGCUCCCAAUGUAAAAAUUGGUAGUUUUAGUACUAAAUUUAAUGAUUUUACUCCUUGCUAACAUGUUACUUUAUUUAUAGUUCUGUAAGAAUACAUUUUCAUUUUCUCCAACGUAACAAAAUGGAUCUAUAUUGCUUAAAAGUAUGUAAAUAUCCCCUUGGGAUUAAUAAAGUAUCUAUCUAUCUAAAAAUCACAGAAAUAUAUUUACAGUUUAAAUUUCAUUUGCAUUCCCUAAAAAAGUAUUAUAAAAUAAUGUUGUUGUUCUGUCAGUUGUAGGUUUAAAAACUUUUAGCAGUGUUAAAUAAACUACUUAAAGCCAAUUAUAACUGAAGAAAUAAUAAGUGUGAAAAGUGCAAUAAUUCAACAUAUGAUGUCGCAAAAUACAAUAUGGGAGGAAUGCAUUGUAAAUGAAAUGUAAAUAUUUUUGUGAUAUUACAUAAUCAGGACUCGGUCUAUCAGUAUUUCCAGUUACUAAAAAUCAUACAUAGUGGAAUGGUUGUUUGUUUGCACAGCUCGCUUUUUAGUUCCCUACCCAGAUUGCUGCACACAAUUACAAUUACUGCAUAGUUAAAGUAAAAAAUGUGUUUUGUGUCAAAAGAAAGAAAAAGAACAGGAAGACACUGAAUAUAAAAAUACCAAGCAACAUGUACAUAACAUUUUACAUACAUAUAGAUGUUUUUAAAACAUUCCAACAUGCCUAAUGUUAAAUAUUAUAAAUUGAAUUGCAUGUUUAAAUCAAGGCUGAUUUGGGUAGUGCUGCUGCCUCACUGAUCCUGCUUACUAGGUUCAGAUUCUGUGCCCAGCCGUUGUCCUAGUGGAGAUUGCACAUUCUUCCCAUAUUAGCAUCAGUGAGUUUGUUCACAUUUCUUAUCAUGGUUUUUUUUUGUGUUUUUUUUUAAUGUUUUAUUAUUGACUGUUACUGUUCCCCAUUCUCUUCCUCUGCUCAGUUGUGGUAUUAUGUCACACCAUGUAUUUGAGAAGAUGUUCACAAAUCCAACAUUUAGUUUAGUUUAGGUUUUCAUUUUGGUUUUAUAUGUGAGUACAACCAUCACAGAUACAAAAGGUGAAAGGGGGAGGAUAGAAGCAGCUAACAAAAUCUUAAGACUCUUCACAGUAGGAUUAAAAGCAUGUAGGUGAUGGGAAAUGAUCAAGAUUGAGGGAACCUGAUGGAAAACAGUCAGGGAACCUAUUUCACUAAUAAACGUUUUUGAAAGCUGAGUAUUGGUACGAUGGAUGUUAACAUGAAAGCAUGAAUGGUUAAAAAAUGCUGGUAGCAGUAUUUUGGUCAAAACGUUAACUAGGUUCUUUCUUCUGUGAUUACAUUUUGUUACAUUUUUCAACAAAUACUCAACAUGUACCAGCAAGCAGUGAC
Polypterus senegalus (gray bichir) is the source of this 4490-nucleotide messenger RNA. It is a transcript of the gene lsg1, whose product is annotated as large 60S subunit nuclear export GTPase 1. Gene Ontology annotation, molecular function: GTP binding; GTPase activity. The record is from RefSeq and is a predicted model, not a curated record. Lineage: Eukaryota; Metazoa; Chordata; Cladistia; Polypteriformes; Polypteridae. The transcript is spliced from 14 exons. The coding region runs from base 87 to 2048 and encodes 653 amino acids. Gene Ontology annotation, biological process: ribosomal subunit export from nucleus. Gene Ontology annotation, cellular component: cytosol.